Messenger RNA from Lutzomyia longipalpis, 3354 nucleotides. RefSeq names its product putative fatty acyl-CoA reductase CG5065. The coding region runs from base 157 to 1764 and encodes 535 amino acids. NCBI's taxonomy places the organism in Eukaryota, Metazoa, Arthropoda, Insecta, Diptera, Psychodidae. Gene Ontology annotation, cellular component: peroxisome. Gene Ontology annotation, molecular function: alcohol-forming very long-chain fatty acyl-CoA reductase (NADP+) activity. The transcript is spliced from 9 exons. The record is from RefSeq and is a predicted model, not a curated record. Gene Ontology annotation, biological process: long-chain fatty-acyl-CoA metabolic process.
AGUGAACAGUCUUAACAUCAACAACUCUGUCUUGGAGCAAGAAUCUUUUAUUCCAAAACUGUCUCAAAAAAUCUAUACUGUAAGGCAUAGCGAAUCUCUUUGUUGGUUAAAUAAAAGUGAAUCGUAAAUAGAACUGGACAUUUUAUCCGCAAAACAAUGGAUUCAACAAGAUGUGAAAUUGAAAAGCACGGAGUCAAGCAGAAUCCUGACAGUGAAUUCAACCUCAAUAACUACCUAUCGAUUCCACAAUUCUACACAGGUCAGAGUGUUUUCAUUACAGGUGGUACGGGCUUUUUAGGAAAGGUUCUCAUUGAAAAACUUCUAAGAUCAUGUCCCGGAAUUGGGAAUAUUUACUUAUUGAUAAGGCCUAAACGUGGACAAGAAGUUAAGGACAGAUUUAGUGAUCUACUGGGAGCACCUAUUUUUGACAAACGGCGACAAGAGCAUCCUAACAGUCUCAACAAAUUAAUACCGAUUUACGGAGAUAUUUCAUUAGAAGUGCUUGGAUUAUCCAAAGAUGAUCAAGCUCUACUUUGCCGAAAUGUAUCGGUUGUCUUUCAUUUAGCAGCUACGGUUAAAUUCGAUGAGAAACUCAAGCUUUCCGUUACGAUAAAUACGUUGGGAACUAAAAGACUAAUAGAACUAUGCCACAAGAUGAUUUUCCUCAAAGCUUUAGUGCAUGUUUCAACGGCUUUUUGCAACUCUGAUCGUUCAGAAGUGUCCGAAGUCAUCUACCCACCACCCUAUGAUGCCAAUGACAUCAUUUCCCUUGUAAAGUGGCUACCGGAAGAUCUUUUGGAUAAUCUAACUCCAUCCCUAAUUGGGAAACGACCCAAUACGUACACAUUCACUAAAGCCCUAGCUGAACAUGUGCUCUCAAAUGAAGCCACAGAUCUGCCAGUGGCUAUUGUAAGGCCUUCUAUCACUCUUUCUAGUCUCAAUGAACCUGUCCCAGGAUGGUUGGACAAUUACUAUGGUCCAACAGGUACUACAGUCCUUCAAGGAAUGGGUUUAGUGAGGGUUAUAUUGAUAGAUAAAUCCAAAAGAGUUGAUUUUAUUCCCGUCGAUAUUGUUGCUAAUUUAAUGAUUGUUAGCGCAUGGAGACAAGCCACAAUGACUGACAAGAGUCUGGUUGUAUACAAUUGCGUAAGUGGAGAGAAUCCUUUAGAUUGGGGUCUUUAUGUCUCACUGUCUACAAAGUAUCUACGGAAAUAUCCUCUGGAAAAUGCACUUUAUUACCCUUAUGGAUUUCCUUUACACACACAACCAUAUUAUGGUAUCUUCAUACGUCUUUUGCACACAAUACCAUCGCAAUUAUUAGAUUUUGUUUCUUGGAUGACAAAAGGGAAGCCAAAGUUUGGAAAGUUAUUAACAAAAUAUCACGAUGGAAUGGAAAAAUUGCGUUACUUUUCUACAAGGCAGUGGGAAUUUAAAAAUGAUAACGUUAAAAAACUUUUUAAUUAUUUGAGUUCUGAAGAUCAAAAACUUUUCAAUAUUGAUGUGAGCCGAAUGUCGUGGGAGGAUUAUCUUGAAAACUACGUAUUAGGUUUUCGUACCUAUUUACUAAAGCAGAGUACUGAUAGUUUACCCAAAAGUCGGCAAAGACUUCAAAUGUUGUUUUGGAUCAACUUUGUUGUUCUUUUUGUAAUUGCCAGUGGACUACCGUGGAUUUACUUUUGCUAUAAUAAAUCCCUUCCUACCUUACAGAGGAAAUUUUUGAAGACACGAAUGCAAAAAUCAAUAAUCUUCAGGAGUUUUAAUUAAAAUUGGACUCUUUGAACUCUUUGAAAUGAUCACAAACUUCACAAAUAUUUUAUAUAAAAUAAUAUUUUUUAAAUAAGUUUUAUACUUCUGUCAUUAAUAAGAUCUUGGUGUUAGGUAAAAAUACUAAUAAAGGAGUUUAUGUUUUUUCUAUGGGAAAACUCUUCGUUUGUGUAAAAAGUCGGAAUAAUGCGUUACUUGUAGAAGAUCUAAAAAAAUGAGAAACCACCAAAGAAAUCUUUUCAUUUCCCAUUUUAAUAAGAUAUAAAACAUCUCUGAAAAUUCUCUAAUUUACAUGAAAAUACAAACAAUGACGUCACAAUACUGCUUUAUGUCUCUUUCAAUGAAUUAAACUUCAUUCUUGUCUUUGAUUUGUGAAAAGUAUCAGGUUUUGAAGAAUUAAAAUACAUGGGUGACGUCAUUGUUCACAUUUUUAGGCAAAUCUGCAUAGUUUUCUCAGUUAAUUCAAGUGGAAAUUGUAAACUUUCUUGACUAUUUAUUACUCACGUAUCCUGAAGAAUAUAAUGAUUUCUCCUUUUUUUUUCGUUGUGAUUCUUUUUAUUUUCCAACAAGAUUAAGCAUAUCCCGACUGUUUCCUUAAACAAGAUAAGAAGAAGUUUUCCCAUACAGAAAAAUAAACUCCUUUCGAGAUAAAAUUCUUUUAAAUAAAUAUUUUUACAAUCAAUCAAAUUUAGGUAAUAUUUGUCUGCAACGAAUUCAGAGCUCAAUCCCAAUACCAACUAUAAAUUUUGGAAGGUAUAUAGAUACACAAAAUCUGUUUAUGGAAGAUAACUAAAAUCAUAAACCUAACACGAUAAGUAGCCCCAUGCGCGAUGGUAGACUAAAUAAACUCCUUUUUAUGUUUAUGAAGGAUCACAUCGACGCGUAUUUAUAUAUUUAGAUAGUGUUUUAUGCUUUUAUCCGGGGUGGGUAGGGUGGUGUGAUUUCCAUCGAGCUGCAUUUUCUCACCCUGAGAACCUUGCCACUGUGCGUGGAGGAGUUUUGCGCAAGAAUCAGCCUGAUGGAUGGUAUCUCCUGUCCAAUUACUUACAAAUUAUUCUACCGGAUAGUUGGGUAUGGCUCAAUUUGUCGCAUCAUCAAUCAAGCGAAACAUGAAUUAUGCAGCAUUGAUUUUUUUUCACCUCUAUGGGAAUUAUCAGAAAAAAUAUUACCACGAAUCUUUGCUUUCUUUGUGGAGAAAGUAAGAUUUAGCACAUCUCUUGUGAUUUCAUGGGAAUUCCUGCAUUUGACCCACUUCACGCAUAACUCAGAUUCUCCUUGGACCAGGCCAAGAGCAUAUAGACACAGUCACAACAUCUUGUGUACAUACAUAAAUGAAGGGAAAGGAUGUCCACAUGGGACGUUGAAUUUAUUAAUGAAAGAUUGAGAAAAUAUUUUCUGUCUCAUAUGGGUGAGAGGGGACUUUUAGAGGACGGCAAAUAUAUAGCAAAGUAUUAUGUACAAUAUGGGGUGAAUGUUGUUUUUGGCUUAUCAGUCAUACACAAAUAUAAAAGCAAACUUUCCCCAUCCUCCCCCAUUUGCAAGUGUUGUGUGUGGCGGAGCUCGUGGAAAAAUCAAUAAAGCAUUGUACUC